Molecule: messenger RNA, 3305 nt
Organism: Pantherophis guttatus
Lineage: Eukaryota; Metazoa; Chordata; Lepidosauria; Squamata; Colubridae
Product: interferon-inducible GTPase 5-like
Cellular component (GO): membrane
Molecular function (GO): GTP binding; GTPase activity
Source: RefSeq, a predicted model, not a curated record
GCUUUCCGCUGUUCAGCGGGAGACCCGGCUGGGCUUCACCGGAGCGAGUUCCUUCCAGGAGAGGGCAGCCGCGCCACCCCCAUGCAGAGAGAGAGCCAGCUCAGAAGAAGCAGGAAGCGCCGCUCGGCAGCUGCAGGGACGAGAAAGCGCUCCGGCUCCCGAACUCUCCGGCCGCAGGUAAAGUCAGCCCAGGGGCGGCGGUGAGAGUCCGCCCCAGCAGCCUCCGCCGCCACGGAGAUCUCACCUCCCCCGAUUCCCACACGCACAGAACGGGGCUUUAGUCAGACUUGCGGGACAGGGCGGCUGUUUGCCCGUUUUGGCAACUAUCCUUCGGAGCAUCUCUGCCGCGCCAGGGACGAAGCUUUCCCGGCCUUGUUGACAAGGCUUGGUUAUGGCAAUGCAGGAUCAAUUCAUACCAUCAAUUGAGGAGGAGGAGGAUUUUUUCAAAGACUAUGUCGUCAUCGCCAAUGAAGACGUUGAAGAGAUUAAGGAUGCUCUUAAAGAAGGGAGAAUGGACAAAGCCGUUUCCAAGAUUAUGGAAAACCUUCAGGCCCUGGAGAAAACUCACUUGGACAUAGCAGUAACGGGAGAAUCUGGCUCGGGGAAGUCCUCCUUUGUCAAUGCCAUCCGAGGGCUUGGAGAUGAAGAAGCGGGUUCUGCUCCCACUGGGGUAGUGGAGACCACAGAGAAGCCCACACCUUACCCACACCCCAAGGACCCCAAUGUCACCCUGUGGGAUCUACCUGGAAUUGGAACGCCAACGUUCCGCGCCAGCACUUACCUGCGGCAGGUUCGGUUCUCCCGCUACGACUUCUUCAUCCUCAUUGCCUCAGAACGCUUCAAGGCCAGCCACGUCCAGCUGGCACAGGAAAUCUGUCGUCAGGGGAAGCAAUUCUAUUUUGUGCGCUCCAAAGUGGAUGCAGACCUGGAAGCUAGCAGAAAACGCCGGCCACAAACUUACGACGAGGAGGCUAUACUGGGACAGAUGCGAGAACAUUGCCGGAAGUGCUUAAGGGCUGAGGAUAUGCCCGAUUCCAGAGUGUUCCUUCUCUCCAAUUGGGAGAUAAAUAAAUACGACUUCAUGAUGCUGGAGGAAACCUUGGAGAAGGAAUUGCCAAGCCAUAAGAGACAUGCUUUUCUCCUGUCCCUGCCAAACAUCUCUCUGGAUAUCUUGCAGAAAAAGAAGAUGGCUUUACAGAAAGAGAUCUGGAAGCUGGCUACUGUCUCCGCUGGAGCGGCUGCUGUCCCUAUUCCAGGCGUCGGGGUAGCCUGUGAUGUAACCAUCCUGAUCAAAUACCUCUCAAAAUACCGCGACAGUUUUGGUCUGGAUGAGGAAUCUCUUGCCAGGUUGGCUAAGAAGGCCAACAAAUCGGUAGAGGAGAUCAAAGAGGUAAUAAAGUCACCGUUAGCUAAAGAGAUCUCCAGAGAUUUAGUUCUGAAGCUACUCACCAAAGCUGGUGGCGGGGCACUUAUGGUUAUGGAGUACUUUGUCAGCACGAUACCCAUCUUUGGUUCCGUGGCAGCUGGAGGGAUCUCCUUUGGUACCACUUUCUACAUGCUCAAGAGCUGCCUGGAUGAGGUGGCCAACGAUGCUCAACAGGUUUUCCUCAAGGCUUUUGAGUCUGAGGUCUGAAGGAAGUUAGACCUUGAGGAACAGACUGGGAAUGAGGGCACAAUCAAUGUUAAGGGUACUGAAUCAGACACUGUUAUUUACACAAGCCCAUAACUAAAUUCACCAGCCGGAAGAGGGUGGGGGGAGACAUGAAGUACAAAACGUGGCCUUUUGCAAUAAUUUUUUAAUGAUAGUUGAGCGGUGGGCUACUUUAUUUCCAUUUAUUGCAAAAUGUAAAGAGUAUGGCGGAUUCCGGGAUAUUAAUUAUGCCACCACUGUAAAACUAUGCUUCCCAGUAUUCUUUGGGAAAAAAGACAAAUAAGGAUGAAGUUGGUAAAGCACAAAUUGCCCUGUAUUUAGGAUUUCCUAUAUUUGACACAUUUUAUAUCUGACCAAACCAUCAAAGCUGACACCAGAGCACAGAAAAACUCAAAAAGUACUGUAAAGAUCAGAAAAUGUGGAGAGAUCUGGACCAUAUAAUCAUCAAGGGUUGGACACGAUUGAAUGGAUAACAUCAUCACCUUCAUCUUCAUCGACCAAAGGCCUUCUUGCAAUGAGCUGCUUUUUAAGUUGUAAAGUUAGACUUCCUUAUUGUGCUGGUUAAUUUUAAUUGAAGCUGAGUAAUUUAUCAAAUUGCAGAUUGGUACUAAAUAAUGAAUGUUUGAGAUUUCCUAAAGAUCUGGAUGGCCCCAGGGUUGCAAGAAUUGUUUCAAGAUCAUAGUGAAUUUUAAUGCUUCUCUGAGUUAUUCAACAACAAAGCCGCAAGCAGUCAAGAAACUUAACACUGGUACACCACAGGGUUGUGUGUUGAGUCCCUUACUCUAUACUUUUUAUGUACAUGACUGCAUUCCCAUUCACGCAAGUAAUACUAUCAUUAAAUUUGCAGAUGAUACAACAGUGGUGGGACUGAUCUCUGGAGGGGAUGAAUCUGCCUAUCGAGAUGAGGUGGACCGGUUGCUUUCAUAGUGUGGAGACAAUAACUUGGUCCUUAGCACCAAUAAGACCAAGGAGCUUAUAGUGGACUAUAGAAGGAAUAGAUCAGACAUCCAGCCCUUGCUUAUCAAUGGAGACCGAGUGGAGCAAGUGGCUAGUUUUAAGCUUCUGGAUGUUAUCAUAAAAAGAGGACCUCAUAUUGCAACACUUGUCAAAAGGGGCCAGCACAAUUAUACUACCUGAGACUUCUCAGGAAACAACUGAAUGAAAAACUGCUGGUGACCUCCUACCGCUGCACCAUAGAGUAUUUUUAACUUACCGCACCUGUGUAUGGUUUGCCAAUUGCACAGUGGCAGAUAGGACAGCGCUCCAGAGGGUCAACGUCAUUGCCCAGAGGAUCAUUGGCUGCCCCCUCCCCUCUUUGGAAGAACUUUAUAUCCCCCACUGCCUUAAGAAAGUUCAAAACAUUCUUAAAGAUCCAUCUCAUCCUGGGCACCCUUUAUUUUUUUUAACUAUUACCAUCUGGCAGACGGUACAGGAUAACAAAACUAAGGACAAAUAGGCUGAAAAACAGCUUCUAUCCCAGAGCAGGAACUAUAUUGAAUUCUACGGUAUAGUGCAAUAUCAGAGUUUUUUUUUAAUUCAAUUGUAUAAAAUGUGAAGGAUGUGUGCUUUUAUUUUUUAUGUAUGAUGUAAACUGAAGAUGGCAUUUAAUUUCAUUUGUAUGAGGUGCAAUGACAAUAAAGUAAACUAAACAGGC